Messenger RNA from Monomorium pharaonis (pharaoh ant), 2560 nucleotides. Its product is annotated as lysosomal acid glucosylceramidase. The record is from RefSeq and is a predicted model, not a curated record. NCBI's taxonomy places the organism in Eukaryota, Metazoa, Arthropoda, Insecta, Hymenoptera, Formicidae. The coding region runs from base 805 to 2403 and encodes 532 amino acids. Gene Ontology annotation, biological process: glucosylceramide catabolic process. Gene Ontology annotation, molecular function: glucosylceramidase activity. The transcript has 13 exons.
UGAUAUCAUCUUUAACCAAAUAUAGGUGUACGUUACAAGUAAAACAUAUGUUAUUGAUUAGCAUCACAUUCAAAGGCACACGUGACGAAAUUGUGAACAAAAGAAUACUUGAAAAAGAGAAUUUGUAGUGUUUCUAAGUGGUCAUCUUUCUUAUACUUAUAUGUACAUAACUAGCAAUCACUUAUCUGACACUGUUACCAAGAUUGCUCAACUUCUUGCAGUAUCUCGACGUAUUCAUCACAAUAAACUUGAAAGAUUUGUGCUAGUUGAUAGAAAAUAACACGGGAUAUAGUGUGUGAGAUACGAUUAAAGUUGCAACAACUCUUCUGCGCACAACCCGAAACUAACGAAUAUCUGGUCCAGUGAUUACCUUAUUGAGUGAGAGAAAAAGGACAUGCCUCGCUAGGUGCGGGUGCCCCGUUUCCUCUUUACAAAAGAAACUCAAUUUAAAUGUUAGGACGGGGCCAAAUAUAAACGUGCGCCAAUUAAUGGAAUUCAGUUCGCUCAUCGCAACGCGCUCGACUAGCUCGGUAGUCUCAUGCAUUCGUAGAAUAAUUGUUAACACGUUUAGUAAGUGGUGAUAAAAAAAGAUAGACAUAUUUGCAGAAAAGUCAAAAAAACGUAUCUCUGAAUAAUUUGUUCAUCUGUGAUUUGGCAGAUAAAUAAGCUAGACAUUGCCCACCGUCUUUACCGAAUUACAGUUUCGAUUCUUGGUUGGUAGUACUGUCUUUGACAUCUAUGCAGAGUUUCAUGUCAAUAUAUUCAAUUGCUAUAGAGCUGCACGUGUUUUUGUAAACAUACAAAAUGGACAAAUUUAUGUUAAAGUUGCAAUUGGCAUCUCUGCGUCAGUUACACACAAUGUAUCGUACAAUUAUCUUUGUUAUUGCAGUGGCAGCAAUAAUUACGUCAACAAAUGGCUGCAUUAAACGCCGAUCAAAAGAGAAUGGUGAUAAUGAUGGAUAUUAUUGCAUCUGUAAUGCAACGUAUUGCGACGAAAUUCCAGAUGCGAUCAGGCCACUCAAUCCCGCUACAUACAUCUUAAUAACAUCCAGUAAAAGUGGUUUACUCUUUCAUGUAUCAAACGGUGUAUAUAAAAACGUUGAAGAGAUUGAUGCCCCGCUGGGAAAGAUCACUAUAAAUCGGACGGAUGUAUACCAAGAAAUCUUUGGAUUUGGUGGAGCUGUAACCGAUUCAGCGGCUAUAAAUAUUUAUAAUCUAACGUACAAAACAUCUGAACAAUUAUUAAGAAGCUACUUUGGUCCGCAUAGUAUCAAUUAUAGUUUUAUUAGAACACCAAUGGGUGGCACGGAUUUCUCAACGAGACCUUACACCUACGCGAUGAAAGAAAAUGAUACUUCGCUUCAUCACUUCGAUAUACAAGUAGAGGAUUAUGUUUACAAGAUACCAAUAAUAAAACGAGCUCAAGAAUUAAAAGGAGAAAUUAAGUUGAUAACUGCGGCAUGGAGCGCCAGUCUUUGGAUGAAAGAUAACACUUCUUGGACAUAUGAUAGUAAAUUACGUCCAGAAUAUCGUCAACUAUGGGCAGAUUAUUUUGUGAAAUACUUCGAUGCUUAUCGUCGUAAUGGUUUAGAAUUCUGGGGUACAACAGCCCAGAAUGAGCCAGAAAAUUACAAGUACGCUCCGCUGGAGAUGAAUCUGAACGCAAUGAAGUGGACACCCAUAGAAGAGCGUAAUUGGAUUAUCGAGUACUUAAAGCCAACUCUGAAUAGAAAUAAUUUUGGACACAUAAAGAUCUUUACAUUAGAUGAUAACAGAAUGUCGCUUCCUGAUUGGCCAAAAACGGUAUUUCAAGACGCGAGAGCAAGAGAUAUUAUUUCUGGAAUCGCAAUGCACUUUUAUUUUGAUACUUAUAUCAGUCCGAGUGUCUUGGAUGAAGUAAAACAGCUCUUUCCAGAGAAAUCACUAAUAUAUACAGAAGCUUGCGCUGGAGCUAUUAAAAGCAAAUACCCGAUUCUGGGUUCAUGGAAACGUGGUGAAGACUAUGCAAAGAAUAUCAUCGAAAGCAUGUCGCAUUGGGUAUCCACUUGGAUUGACUGGAACAUUGCUUUAAAUACGAAUGGUGGACCUACUUGGAACUAUAAUAACGUUGAUGCUUCGAUAAUAGUCAAUAGUACCUCCAACGAGUUCUACAAGCAACCAAUGUUCUACGUCCUUGGACAUUUUUCAAAAUACGUCCCACCUAAUAGCAUGAGAAUCGGCACGAUAUCGGAGAAUACCGAGGGAAUUGAAAAUAUUGCAUUUUCUACACCCGACGGCGGCAUCGUAUUGGUGACUUUAAAUCUAAACGAAGAGAACAAGGAAAUUAUAAUCAAUGAUCCGAAAAAGGGAACAACCAGGAUAAAUGUCCUUGGAAAGUCCAUAAAUACUAUGAAAUACUGGUAGAUAUAUGUAACAGGAAUAUAACUUCGCCAUAUGAUGUAUCGAUAGGUGUAUGAUGUAAACAUUUAGUCCAAUCAUUUUAGUUUAAACUCACAGAGAAAAUUUUAUAUAAAAAAUUAUACGUAUAAUACAGAUUAUAAAGACAUUUUUUGAUGAAAAA